AUGGAGCAGGACGGGGAGCAACUAUCGGCUCGUCCGGCUCUGGAGUCGGAGGGGCUGCGCUUCCUGCACGUCACCGUGGGCUCCCUGCUGGCCGCCUAUGGCUGGUACCUAGUCUUCGGCUGCAUCGUCCUGUUGGCGGUCGUUCAGAAGCUCUCCGCCCGCCUGAGGGCCUCGGGGCAGAGGCAGCGGGACCCGGCGGCAGCUGCUGUGGCCCCCGAGGACGUUGUGAGACGGCAGGAGGCCGUAGCGGCCGCGCGCCUCAAGAUGCAGGAAGAAUUAGACGCCCAAGUAGAAAGGCACAAGGAGAAACUACGACAGCUUGAGGAGGAGAAACGGAGAAGGAAGAUUGAAAUGUGGGACAGCAUGCAAGAGGGGAAAAGCUACAGAGGCCACGCCGCGAAGCCUCAGGAGGAAGACAGCCCCGGCCCUUCCACCACACCCAGCCUCCCCAAACGGCCAGCGGACAGGAAGAAGCCUCUCCGUGGAAGUGGUUACAACCCUUUGUCCGGAGAAGGAGGGGGAGCCUGCGCCUGGAGACCUGGCCGCAGAGGCCCUUCAUCUGGCGGAUGA
Molecule: messenger RNA, 570 nt
Organism: Pipistrellus nathusii (Nathusius's pipistrelle)
Lineage: Eukaryota; Metazoa; Chordata; Mammalia; Chiroptera; Vespertilionidae
Source: the annotation of a GenBank genome assembly